Durusdinium trenchii is the source of this 1437-nucleotide messenger RNA. The record is from the annotation of a GenBank genome assembly. Lineage: Eukaryota; Dinophyceae; Suessiales; Symbiodiniaceae.
AUGGUGCCUCAAUACCAGUUGGAAGAGCUGUCCGGGGAGGAGGAUUGCAGUCUUCGACGGGAGACUCAUCAGCCUCUCACCUACCAGUACAAGGUGCCCCCUGGAAUUCACAACCUCCAGCAAUGGGGAGCCGAGUGUUUCCAGUCAGGAAAGCACAAGGGGGCAUCCUUCCAAGACAUCUUCGACAAGGAGAGCAGCUAUGUGCAGUUCAUCCUGAGCAAUACUCGGCUGACGGCAACCGACAUGCUCAGCUUUCAGAAUUUCUGCAAGGCUCAGAAAAAGAAGUUGGCACAGACGAUGCAGCAGGGUGCCAGCUCAGAUCAGUGGAGCCAUGUGGAGAUGAACGAGCCGCCUUCCCAUCCCAAGAACACCAAGGACAAUCUGAAAAGGGGGUAUCCACAGCGAAGUUCACCAACACCGGUGAAGGUGGAGGAGAAUUCCCAGACCGUGCAGGAGCUCCAGACGCAGAUUGCGAUUCUCCAGAGGGAACUGGCGAAGGAUGACCAGGGUCAGGUUCGAGACGAGGUUUUGAAAGAGGGUCAAGGGCCUAGGGACUUUGUGGCCUUGGACGAAUUUCCUGAAGCAGGGGAUAUGAGGACUGUUCCUUCCGUGACCGAAGAGGACCAGCCCGAGCUGGAAGUGUCUCCACCAUCCACGUUGGGAACUGAGCCUAUGGAACCGGAAAGGGAGGGGUUGAGUGAGUAUGCACCCACAGAUCCUCCCGAUGUCGAGAUGGAUGGAGUGAACAUUCCAGUUCCUGAAGAAGUCGAUGAUGAUUUGUUUGCUUUCGGAGAUGACACCUUUCUCUCACUGGGAAGUCCUGAGUAUGAGUUCUCUUUUAGGGAUGGUCCUGUUUUGGGGGAGUCUCAAAGGGAUACUGUCUUUUCAGUAUGGGAGACGUUUGGGGUGACCAAUGCUAAGAAGGAGAAGGUAGAGCUUCGGUGGGACGAUCUCAGUGAGAAAGAAAAGGUGCUCUUCCGUGCUGCCAAAGAGAAAGAAGUGAAGGCAUGGCUGUCUCAUCAGACAGUGAAAAGGGUGGCACAGGGCACUCUGAAGCCCGAAGAAAUCAUGAGAUGUAGGUGGAUUUUAACAUGGAAGCCACCAGAAUCUCCGGGCGGAGAACGCCGUGCCAAAGCCCGGUUGGUGAUCCUUGGAUUCACAGAUCCCGGAAUUUCCUAUGUCCCCAAUGACGCCCCCACGUUGUCCAAAGACGGAAGGAUGCUAGUCGUACAGGGAGUGUCGAGUUUUGGAUGGGACUUGGUGAGUUUUGAUGUGUCAACUGCCUUUUUGAAGGGCGAAGGAGAUGGCCGGAAUCUAGGGAUCCAAGCACCACCUGAAAUUGCCACCUCACUGAACAUGUCUCGGACAGACCAAUGCCAGCUGUUGGGUGGAGCCUAUGGUCGAGUCGAUGGUGUACAGUUUCGGGGCUUUCCAUAA